Messenger RNA from Naegleria fowleri, 7629 nucleotides. RefSeq lists its product as uncharacterized. The record is from RefSeq and is a predicted model, not a curated record. The transcript has a single exon. NCBI's taxonomy places the organism in Eukaryota, Heterolobosea, Eutetramitea, Acrasida, Naegleriidae. Gene Ontology annotation, molecular function: ATP binding; microfilament motor activity; actin filament binding. Bases 1 to 7629 code for a protein of 2542 amino acids. Gene Ontology annotation, biological process: actin filament organization; vesicle transport along actin filament. Gene Ontology annotation, cellular component: microvillus; vesicle; plasma membrane.
AUGUCAGACAAGGACAACAAUUCACAGCAAGAUGUCUCGUCUACAUCUUUUGCAAACAGAAAGGCUCUCUUUCAACAAUUACAAUCCACCUUGAAUGCCUCCAACAAUGUUGGUUCCAAAUUUGGUGGACCCAAAGCAGCACAACAAGCAACAGUUGGCUCCUCCUCUUCCUCAUCGUCGACAUCCACCUCAUCACCAUCAAAAACAAGAGGAGGUGAAAGUGAAUUUGAUCGUCAAUCUCCACCACCAUCCUCGACAUCCUCAUCACAAUCCUCUCCAAACUCAUCCGUGAGUGGUGGUAGUAGUGGUAGUGUUGCAAGAAGAGAAGCUCCCAAGCUUCCACAAAGGAAUGGAUCAAACACUUCAUCUUCGGAUCAAAAGUCGACAAGUGUGGCCAAUAAUAGUAGUAGCAGUACGGUGGUGCCUCCAGCAUUGCCUCCUGCUCGAAAGGGAUCCACUACUACUACGACUAUGACAACAAUGCCUGAAGAAAAAGCUUUGACUCGUAAACCCAAUGUUACUUUUGCUUUGGGUGAAACAAGUGUAAAAUCAACAACACCAUCACCAUCAUCCUCCAAACCAUCGAUUGUCAUCUCGAACGACGAUGAGGAGGAUGAAGAUCGCAUUGAAGUUCGAGAACGUGUCUCCGAUGUGGAUGGAAGUGGUGAUAGUAGCGAUGAAGAAGAUGACAACACGACGAUGACGACAACGAGCAGCAGUACUAGUAGUGGUAACAGUGGUGUUGGAAAGACGACUUCUUCCAAUACAUUCAAGUCAAUAUCAGCAGCUGUCGGAGACUCCACUCAAAACUCGAAGCUCAGUAGUCAUCCUACAAACAACAACAACACGAGUGGUGUGAGUAGUAGCAGUAGCAGCAGUAGUGGUGAUGGUGGUAUGAGUGUUGUCAAAUCGACAAAUUCCACAUCUUCUCAACAACAACCACCAACCACCACAAUGAAUACAGUUUCUGCGCUCAAGAAUUCAAGUUUGUGGAAUCAAAAAGUAGCACAAAAUAGCUCUUCUUCCAAACCAGUAUCUCCUCUCAACUCGAAAUCAUCCUUCUCCUCCUCCACCUCAACAACAACAACAACCGAUUCCUAUUCCAGUAAAUUACAAAAAGAGAGUGCUUCCAAUGCCUCUUCUUCUUCUUCCUCACAACAACAACAAGUUCAGAAAAAGAAGGAGGAUGAUCCCACUGCAAAUUUACCAGAAGGUUGGUGUGCCUAUUACGACUCGACACGAUGUGCCUAUUAUUAUCACAAUGAAGUGACUGGAGCAACGACUUGGAAGAAACCUCAUGUUGAGAAAGAAUCGGAAAGCUCUAUGAACACUACUUCCAAACUUCAAACUCUUCCUCCUCAACUCGAGAAUGAUGAAUUGGAAGAGGGAUGGACAGCUUAUUUCGAUUCUGGAAGAAAUGCUUUUUAUUAUCAUCAUGAAGCGACCGGAAAGACCACUUGGAAGAAACCUUUGAAGAAGGAAAUGAACAGCAGCAGCACCUCAACCACCACGAAACCUCCAGUGCCAACCACGAAACCCAUCAAACCCACUCUACCCAUCAUGAAACCCACUCUACUCAUGGACGGCAAACAAACCACAGAAUAUGAAACUUUUCUUCCAAUGGUUCCUGUAAAACCUAUUCGAAAGAAUUCAGCAAACUCUCUCGAGAAGCAACAACAAGAACCAGUUUCGAGUGGUGCUUUCCCAUCGACUCAACCACCCUCUGUACCAUCCAACAAACCCUCACGAAGUGUGAGUCCUAAAACAGCAACAACCACAACAACUUCAAGUGAUUCCACUACCACUUCUGAUAGUGUGUCUCGAUCAGUUCCACCUCCAUUGCCAAGUGUGGGUGCGAAACCAAGCAUUGGGGCUAAUCGAUCACCACCACCUUCAGUGCCUUCAAACAAACCAAAAUUAAUGGAUUCUUCUUCUUCGAGUGGUGGUCAUUUGGAACAUUCAGGUGAUGUAGACAAGAAGGCCACGGUGAUUCGAACAGAUACAAUAUUGCAACCUCAACUGAUGCCAUCUCCUCCCAAUGAGGAUCAUCAACCAAGUAGAAAAUCCUUUAGUGCAAGUUCUGGAGGAGCUUCCUACAAUCGUUAUCAACCAGCUCCUUCAGAUUAUCAACAAGAUUUCCGUGUUCGUCAAUUGGAGGAUCGUAACAUGUGUGACGACUUGACUCUUCUUCUCAUGGACACUAAUAAGGGAAGAAAGAAAUCAGUGGAAAGCAACGUCAAUACUACGGCUAAUGAGUUGACAGAUAUUGAUUUGACCAAGAUUCUCUCCAAUCGUUAUUAUCAAAACGAAAUUUACACUUGUGUUGGCCCAGUGAUUUUAUCACUCAAUCCCUACAAGAAUGUUAAGGGAUUGUACAGUAAUGAAACCAAGGCCUUGUUCCACUCUCACAUUCCCUACGAAUUGGCUCCUCACAUCUAUUCAUUGGCUGAAGAUACGUAUCGAACUCUUUUGGAACAUGCGACGACCACAUCGAAUAAGAAUUCAUUAGUGGAGACAAGAAAUGGUACUAAAAAGAGACCUCCUCCACCACCAACAGAAGAACAACAGCAACAAGUGGAUGAAUCUUUCAUUAUUAAUGAUUUUAGUAUUUCAGAAGGAAUUGGUGUUGGACAAGCCAUUAUCAUCAGUGGUGAAUCUGGUUCAGGAAAAACAGAAGCUGCUAAAAUUAUUAUGGAAUACUUGGCAGCUGUCUCAAUUUCUGGAUUAGAGACACAAAGAAUUAAGGAUUCCAUUCUGCAAAGUAAUCCAUUGUUGGAAGCAUUUGGUAAUGCCAAGACUCUUCGAAACAACAACUCUUCUCGUUUUGGUAAAUUCACAAAUCUCUAUUUCAACUUUAAGGGUCAAUUGCAGGGAGCUGAAAUUUUCACACUCCUUUUGGAGAAGGCCAGAGUGGUCAAGAGAAGAUCUGGAGAGCGUAAUUUCCACAUUUUCUAUCAACUCUUAUCGGAUGAGUAUGUGAGAAAACAAUUGGGUCUUGGUUUCCCUGAAGAAUAUCACUAUCUCAACAACAACUUGAUCACCGUGAAUGCCAUCGAUGAUUCACUCGAAUUUGAGAACACAAAGAAAGCGAUGGAACUCGUUCAAAUGUCCAUUGCAGAACAAAUGGCUGUAUUCAAGGUUGUGGCAGCAAUUUUACAGCUCGGUAACAUUAAAUUUUCAAGCAUUGAAGAUCCAGAAGAACGUAAAGGACGUGGUAUUGCUCCGGGAGUGAGAGCUUGUGAUGUUUCCAAUGAAAUUGCUCUUAAAACUACUGCCAAUACUCUACAAAUGGAUCCUGAAGUGUUGAGAAAGAGUUUAAUCACAAGAACCAUUCGUAUGGUUGGUAAUCCAACUCCAAUCGAACAAAAUCAAUCUGUGGAACAAGCAGAAUUCAACAGAGAUACAUUGGCAAAGAAUAUUUAUGAACGUCUCUUCCUUUGGUUGGUCAAGAGAGUGAAUCGUUCUCUGAGAGUACCUGAUUAUGACGAUUUUGUGAACAAGACCAAUCGUGAGACCUACUUUAAUAUUGGUAUUUUGGAUAUUUUCGGAUUUGAAAUUUACUCUUCGAAUAUAGGUACUGGUAAAGCUGGUGGUGAGAAUGAGAACGAUUCUAUACCCAAUGACAAGUUGAAGAACGGUUUUGAACAAUUGUGUAUCAACUUUGUCAAUGAAAAGAUUCAAAGUGGUGUUCAAAAGUCCAUCAAGAAGGAACAAGAAGAGAUUAAGAAGGAAAUUUAUGGUGACGACUACCAAACCCAACCUUCACAUCUUGUUGUUGAUGAAACCCAACAACGAAAUACCAAAUUUGAUUCAGAAUCUGCCAUUCAACUCAUUGCUGGUAAACCACUCAGUGUUUUCUCCUUGUUGGAUGAAGAGAGUUUAUUCCCCAAUGGUAAUGAUGUAAAUUAUGUUCAAAAGAUGAAAACCAAUCUCAAACAUCCUUACUUUAAAAUUCCAAGAUUGGCUGAACCUGUAGAAUUUGAAAUUGAACACUUUGCAGCUGCUGUACGAUACAACACUUCUGAUGGAUGGGUCGAUAAGAACCGUGACACACUCUUUGAAGAUUUACUAUUCGCCAUGCAAACAAGUAAGGACCAUCUCAUCAUUGCUCUUUUCCCUAAAGGAGAACAAUCCAAUGAUGUCUUGUCAAAGAACAAAUCUCUUGGUGGUAGCAAAUUGCAACAAACCACAGCUGCAAAGUUUUUGAAAGAUGUUGGUAAAUUAAUGCAUCAAUUGAAUUCAUGCAGUUUGAAACAUCACCAUAUUCGUUGCAUCAUUCCAAACUAUGAGAGAAGAGCAGACGAUUUCCAGACCGAUGUUAUCAAUCAUCAAGUGAAAUAUUUGGGUGUUUUGGAUACUGUCUUGUCACGAAAAGGAGAUGUUGGAUCCGCAGUGGGUUACAAUAUUAAGAUUCCAUACGAUGUCUUUUUGGAACGAUACAAGUUGUUGUGUCCUGACACAUUCCCCUAUUGGGAAACAUUCAUCACCAACAAGUAUGGAAAUGUUCCAGAAUUCACCACUGAACACAAAAAGGAAGCCGUUCAACAAAUUUUGAGUCAGGAAAUUAUUGGCAUGACCAAUCCAGAAGAUUUUUUCCUCGGUAAAAACAAUGUCUUACUCCAAUCGGCCGUUCAAUUGUUCCAACUCGAUGACAUGGUUCGAAAUCAAAAGCAUGAAAUGGUCAAGAAGAUUCAAAAUGCAUUCAGAAAGUAUCGACAACGAAGAGCUGACAAGUUGGAUGAAAUGAUGAAGAAGGCCAUGCAAUCCGAUAAAGAAUCUUCCAACAAGACAGCCAUUGUCGAGGAACCAGAAGAAGUCAUUCUUCGCCACGAUGGUUUCAGAACCAAUAACUUUGGAGAGAAUAAGAAACGUGUGCUCAUUACUGGUUCUGAUAAGAGAAAUAUUUAUUUACUCGAUUCCACAUCAGCAGAAUUGGAACAACUUCGAAAGAUCCCUAUUCGAGAUAUUUCUAAAAUUUAUAUUUCUCCAUAUUCUGACAAUUACAUUAUUUUCAAGAUGAAUAAUUCAGAGGAAGUUGGAGAUGAAUUGUUAGAUCUCGAUAACAAGUGGGAAUUUUUGGAAGAGUUCAACAAAUUAAUCGAAUCCGCUGCUGCCAAAAACAAGGGUGAACAUUUUACAAAGGUUGAAGUCACUAAGGAAAUAAGUAUUUUCAAUAACAAGCCAGAUGAACGAGGAGUUCAGAAAUUCACUGUUCAGUUCGUACCAUCUCCGUACAACCUCAAGAAGACUGUCACAGCUGAAGCUUUCCUUGAUGAACAUGAAAAUAGAGUGAUGGUCGUUCACACCUUCACUCAAGCCGAUAUUUAUAAUCAACGAAAGUUGAGAAGAAAGAUCUCUCUAUUCGGUAAACACGACCCAAACAGAGAUUACUUGAGAAUGAACUUUAGUGAACUGAUGAAUCAAUUGAAAAAAGACUAUGGUGACAGUAAGGUCAUAUUCUCUGGCGUUGUUUCCAAAUACAACAAGAGAUUUAAGAAGCAAGACAGAAUUUUGAUGGUCACAGAUAAGGCAGUUUACAAUAUUGAUCCAAGUGGAGGUUAUAUGGUCAACAGACGUAUUCCAAUUACACAAAUUACUUCUGCCACUGUUUCUCCAUACUCUGACAACUUCUUUGUGAUUGAUCAUCCAGAUCAAGAUGUUUUGAGUGAAAGUGCCAAGAAGACUGAAAUUUUGGAAUCCAUCUAUGACUCUUAUCAAGAAUCUUGCAGUCAACUGUUACCAAUUAAGGUUGUCACUCAACACCAAAUCAACCUUGCUAAGAAGGGUACAAAAGAGGUCGAUUUGGAAUGGAUUCUUGAGCCAGAAAAUCAAGAACAAUUCCUAGUGACUACUUUGGUACCUGUUCAAAAUGGUGCUGAGAUUCACGUUGUCUCUGAAUCUGAUGCUGACUCUGACAAGGCACACAAUGAUUUAGCUGUCAGACAAUCCAUGACAAGAAAGUCAGUUCGUGCUGGAAAAAUGGCCAAACCUGGAGACAUGGAUGAAGUUGAACUCAGUGAUGUUUUUGGUGGUUUGAAGAUUCGUCGUAAGGAUUCUGUUCUUGUGUGGUUCCAAGGUGAUUAUUUGAAUUUGAAAGAAAAUCCAAAAUUCUGUGAAAUUAUUCGUAAGCAUGAUCCUGAAUGGAAUGGGCAAAUCUUGUUCUCCAACUUGAUGACAAAGGUCAACAAGAGAUUCAGAACUCAACCAAGAAAAAUUGUCGUAACUCCUAAUUAUAUUUACACUGUGGAUGAUGAAAAGUUGACCAUCAAUCGUGUAACUCCAAUCAAAGACAUUUCUGGAAUUUCUGUGAGUACCAUGCGUGACGCCUUCUUUGUCAUUCAUUGCCCAACCGAUCAUGAUUUGUUUGCUUCAUGUAAGAAGAAGACUGAACUUAUUAGCGUUAUUUGUGACGCCUACAAAGACAAGUACGGAAUGGAAUUAUCCGUCAAUGUUGAAGACAAGUUUAUUUACAAACCAAGUACCGAUGUGAAGGGUGUCAAGACCAUUGAAUUCAAACACGAUCCAACGGUAAAGGUUCCAGUAUUGACUCCAACCAAACUUGGAUGUCUCAUUCUCGUGAACAAUACUGAUCCUGAAAAGGUGAAACAAGACCUGCCAAAUGCCAAAAACCAAAAACCAACCACUGUAUCUUCCUUAAAACUUUACGAAGGAUCAGACGAAAGAGGUAUUCAAGAUAAGGUCGAUUCUAUCUAUAGCGGUAGAAAGGGACGUAACAGAAGAACUCUCAUGCGUGAAUAUAUGGGAGAUUAUUUGAGACUCGAAGGUACACAAAGAAUGAAGAAGAUAUUUGACAGAAAUGGUGAUAAGGAAUUGUUGUUUUCAGGACAAGUACUCAAGUAUAACAAGCAUUUCAAAAAACAAUAUCGUUUACUUGUUGUGACCGAUAUGAAUGUGUACAACAUUGAUGAACAAGAAUUUAAAAUCAAGAGAAAGAUUGGUCUCGAUGAAAUUACAGGUGUUUCAGUAUCUCCAUUUGAUGACAAUGUGUUUGUGUUGCAUUGUCCAACAAGUGGUGACUAUUUACUCGAAGAUGAAAAGAAGACUGAAAUUAUUGCUGCUCUGCAAAAUGCUAAAGCCAGACACCACAAACAACAACUCAAGAUUAAUGUCGACGAUCAAUUCAAUUUUGCUCCAAAUCUCUCCACAACCAUGCCUGUCACCUUCAUCAGUGACGACCAUGCGAAGGAAACAUGGGCCGAGAAUAGAAGUAAUGCUCUUGUGGUGCAUGUGAAGAGACAAGAACCUGGAGUGGUUUUGGAAGCUGCUUAUGUUUAUGUGAACGAUGAAUCGAAACCUAUUGAAGUUAAAUCUACUCCAAUUCUCAUCAAGCUCAAGAAGAGAUGGACCUACAAGUUACAAAUUCGUUUCUAUGUCAAUGAAUUCCUUUCUGGAUGUGAAUUCCAUGAAAAGUUGGAUACUGUAUCUUCUCGUGUGGAAUAUGUUUCUAAGGUCGUUGAUCUUGAACCUAAGGAAGAACGUUAUGUGAUUACAUUACCUGAAAGAAAAGUCAUUUGGAGUUUGUUGUCUAAAACUCGUGUGAAAUGUAAGCUUGUGGAUAGUACUGGAAAGGUAUUACUUGCUGUGAGAUUUGUCUAUGACAUUAAUUAA